Messenger RNA from Cylicostephanus goldi, 858 nucleotides. NCBI's taxonomy places the organism in Eukaryota, Metazoa, Nematoda, Chromadorea, Rhabditida, Strongylidae. The record is from the annotation of a GenBank genome assembly.
AUGUCUGUAGUCGUUACUGGCCCUCCAACAUCUCCACACAAGCUGUUACCAACCAGGAAUGAUGGCUUAGGGAAAAGCUUGAAAUUUGUGCAUUGCGGACAGAUCAUUACUCAGGAUAAGGAUGCGCUAAGCGGAUGUGGGACACGAAUGGCUCCCGAAGGAUUGUCAGCCACACUUUCAGGCACUUUAGUGCAGUGGAAUAAGCUAUACACUGUGAAUUCUCCCAAGUCCAAGUACAGCCCGAAACGCGGCGACUUCGUAAUUGGGCGAGUCACUGGCAUCGGAAGGGCUUCGUGGCGUUUGGACAUAAAUUACCGACUUUCUGCAAAACUGCGUUUGCAGAAUAUGAGUAUGUCAGGCGAUGAACCGAGGCGGAAGAAUCUGGAAGAUGAAAUUGCUAUGAGCGACCAUCUCAAUGUGGGCGAUUUGAUAUGUGCAGAGGUGCAGCGAAUUGGCCGCACGGGAAAAUUGGAGCUGCAGUCAAGGGGCCUGUUGAAAAAGUUUGGGCAGGGUAUUUUGCUGAAAGUGUGGCCAAAUUCGGUCAAAGCACCGAGGAGGAUAUGUCAUGUUCUUGGCUUCAUCAUAGUAUUCGGCUGUAAUGGUCUAAUUUGGGUUUCGUCACAAGUUUUUGCGCCAAAUUAUGGCGAGAACUUACCUCCUCCAAGUCCUGUGGCUAAACGCCAAGCAAUACUUAGGAUGACUGCCUGUAUCCGAAUUUUGACCAAACAAGGACUCAAAAUUGAUGACGAGACUCUCAUCUCCCUGUUUAAGCUAUCCAGAUCUUACAAAGCAACAGAUUUAGCUAAUCCCCAUAUCUCCCAAGCACUCAUAGCUGCCAUGAGAUGCCUUGAAAAAUAG